CCCUCUCAUAGCGUUCGCCUCUUCCUCUUCUUCCUCCUCCUCUUCCUCCUCUGCCAUCCCCGCUGCGGCUUACGGCUACGCACCGUGGGCGAUCUCUUCCUCCUCCUAGGGUUAGGGUUAGGUUUUAGGGUUGCGGCUCACGGGUACGCACUAACGAACGAACGCUGGCUCGUCAGAUCAAGCCGUGCUUCUUCGGCUCCUCCUCCUCCUCCUCCCCCAUGGACUACCCGGCGAUCAACCCCCAGGUCUUCGACCGCGAGGUCGUUAUCAAGGUAAAGUACGGCAAUAUUCUCAAGCGGUUCAAUACUCGUGUUUAUGGGCAGUACUUGGAUUAUGACAUAACAAGACUUAGGAUGAAGAUCAUCAAUGUCUUUAAGCUGAGCCCAGAUGCUGAGCUCACUCUUACCUACACAGACGAAGACAAUGACAUCGUCACGUUGGACGAUGAUGAUGAUCUGCAUGCUGCCGUUAAACAGCAAUUGAACCCUAUCAGGAUCACUGCUCAAAUGAAAUGCGAUGCUUCUGCUGAUGCUGAACUGACACCUCAGUCUGCAAACCCCACCCCAAGGUCUCCGAAUUCCAACUUCGAUCCUGCUCAGUUAGGCUCAGCUGUAGAAGAAGCACUGAAGAGUCUCCCAGAGCACGUUCGGACUAAAUUUUCAAAGUUAUCUCAGGACAUCUUUUCAAAAGCUGUAGCUUCUGCACCGCCAUUAGCUGAAACUCUGCAGUUCCUGUCAAAGUUGGAGUUUUUAAAUGACACUCGGCCUUCGAAUGGCUCAAUGGGCCAAUCAUCUGUUAAUGUGAAUGCAAGUAAUGAGCAGAAAGAUAACCCAGUUCCAGAACGCUCAGAUAAGCAGCCCAAAACAGAUCAUACUUCUCUUGAAGUCAGGACUGAAGCUCCUCAAAAUCACGGCGCAGCUGGAUUUAGCCCUAUCGACGAUGUGUUGCCGUACCUCUUGACAAAAAACAAUGAUGAGAAGAAGAAUGUUAGCAAAGUUCAUCAUAGUCCUUAUUCUGAUUCAUUAAUUGUUGAGCCUUUAGGGUGUCAUGAGGUUCCAAAGAUGCCAACUUUCCCUCAUUAUGGAGUUGGAACGGAUGCUGUGGGCAAUGAGACAAUUAAACAGAAAGCCUUAGGCACAUUAUUGCCUUCGACCUUCGGUGGUGGUUUCAUUCGCAAUGAUGUCCCUUCCUUUCAUGGGUGGCCCCUUGGUGCACCUUCGAAUGCAGUUCCUCGUCCAGGUUUUGGCUAUUCCCAUUUCGAGCACCCUUACAGGCCUUACAUAGGUGAUGGCUAUCCUGAAAGUAUGCUCCAUACUUUCCAUAGGGGAGUCCAAUGUGAUGGUUGUGGGAUGAAUCCCAUCUCUGGCCCACGCUACAAGUCUAAGGUGAAAGACAACUAUGAUUUGUGCAGUAUUUGUUUCUCUCGGAUGGGCAACAAAGAUGAUUAUACAAGAAUGGACAAGCCUUCUCCCUUUCCUCACAAAAUGUUUAAUCAUCACCCAAAGUCCCGCUGUGUUUCACUAGGUUUCACGACGAGGCCAACUCGAGAAAAACUUGAAGGCCGCUUCAUUAAGGAUGUGGCUGUCCAUGAUGGAACUAUGAUGGCCCCUAACACCAAAUUUACAAAGAUUUGGCGGAUGCGUAACAAUGGGACCACACCUUGGCCCUAUGGUACUCGGAUUGUGUGGGUCGGUGGAGAUCACAUUGCUUCCCAAGAUAGGGUUCAGCUAGAGAUUCCGACGAACGGAUUUGCAGUGGACAAAGAAAUUGAUAUUGCAGUUGAUUUUAUCGCUCCACCACUCCCUGGGAGGUACAUAUCUUACUGGAGAUUGGCUGCUCCUCUUGGGCAGAAGUUUGGUCAGCGAGUUUGGGUUCUUAUCCAGGUGGAGAGCCCCAGUCCUCCGACCAGCGGCAGCAAACUGAGUUUGAACUUAAACCUUCCUCCCGCAGGCAGCAGCAGUUCUGUUAUAGAAAUGAUGGGCACCAACGUCGAGACCAAGGACGAAGCUCACCCUCAGCCCAAUGUGACCAACACUGCCGAGGAAUUAAUCAAGCCUCUGGUCGAUGACGGCCCAGUUAUUAUAACUGAUGAGCCUGUGGAGCCGCCGAUUGUGGUCGUCCCUCCGGUACAAUAUCCUGCCGUCGAUUUCCCGACGUCCGCACCGCCGCAGCCCCCGCCGUCGCCGCUGCUGCAGGCAUUCAACCACGACAACUCUGUGGAGGAGGUGAUGCUGAAGGAGUUGGAGGAGAUGGGCUUCAAGCAGAUCGACUUGAACAAGGAGGUCCUCAGGCAGAACAAGUACGACCUGGACCAGUCCGUGGGCGACCUCUGCGGGUUCUCGGAGUGGGACCCCCUUCUCAUUGAGCUGGAGGAGAUGGGUUUCGCCGACAAGGAGAGGAACAAGAAGAUGCUGGAGAAGAACGGCGGGAGCAUCAAGCGCGCCGUGAUGGACCUCGUCGCCGAGGAGAAGAAACCCAUCUAAGUUGUCGUCUUUAUCUAUAAAUACAUAAAGUUAUGGUGAUAUAAAUAAAUUAGGAUCGUAUAUGUAUUCAAAUAAACAUGUGGACAUGGUUUAGGUUUGCGUAAUCGGGGAACUCUAAAUAGUUUCGCUUUGGGUUUGCUUUUGAGCAUCUGCUUCUUGCGGUGCUACUGCUAAACUCAAUUGCUGUGGUUGCUACUUUAUUCAGCUUUUUGUAAAAUAAAGCUACAAUAUAUUAUUGUAAUUACUUGGGUGUUGUA
This is a messenger RNA of Ananas comosus (pineapple), 2740 nucleotides long. Its product is annotated as protein NBR1 homolog. The record is from RefSeq and is a predicted model, not a curated record. Gene Ontology annotation, molecular function: protein binding; zinc ion binding. The transcript is spliced from 7 exons. NCBI's taxonomy places the organism in Eukaryota, Viridiplantae, Streptophyta, Magnoliopsida, Poales, Bromeliaceae. The coding region runs from base 219 to 2483 and encodes 754 amino acids.